Messenger RNA from Penicillium maclennaniae, 711 nucleotides. RefSeq names its product O-methyltransferase. The record is from RefSeq and is a predicted model, not a curated record. NCBI's taxonomy places the organism in Eukaryota, Fungi, Ascomycota, Eurotiomycetes, Eurotiales, Aspergillaceae. Bases 1 to 711 code for a protein of 236 amino acids. The transcript is spliced from 4 exons. Gene Ontology annotation, molecular function: S-adenosylmethionine-dependent methyltransferase activity; O-methyltransferase activity.
AUGAGAGACGCUUGCAUGUUGCCAUUCACGAAGGAGCAGAUAGUUACUACAGGUGACUACUGUGAGGCAUACAGUUCUAAACUACCGAUAUCAAUUCUGGAGCAAAUCCACUUUACGGACAAGCUGUCCCAGGAUGAGGUCGUCAUGGCGCCAUCCCCAUCGCAGUGUGCGUGGCUGAUGGGCUUCACCCAAUCUCUAGCCCCUAAGCGAAUCCUCGAACUUGGCACCUUCACUGGAGUCAGCGCUCUCGCCUUCUAUGAGGCUUCGAAGAAGACCGAGGCCGAGAUCGUGAGCAUGGACAUGUCGGAAAAAUACCUCGGGUAUGCCCAGGAAGCUUUCCGUCGCUAUGGUGCUUCGGAUCGUAUCAGCACCGUCCAGGGACCUUGCCUUGAAAUGCUCCCUACUUUGACUGGUCAGUUUGACCUGAUCUACAUUGAUGCGGCAGAGGAAGAAUAUGAGGCCUACACCCGCUACAUUCUGGACAACAAACUUCUUUCUCCGCGUGGAGUGAUUCUGGUGGACGAUGUGCUUCUGGAAGGUCUGGUAGUUGACCGAUCAAUUGCGGAAAAAUUUCCCAAACACAUUCAAGAGCCAUAUCUCGCAAUUGCGGACAAAAUGAAUGAGUUCAACAAGUACGCGGCCUCUGAGCCCCGCGUGAUUACGACCAUGAUCCCUAUCUUCAAUGGCGUCACUCAAAUCAUGUGGAAGUAA